Molecule: messenger RNA, 4114 nt
Organism: Globicephala melas (long-finned pilot whale)
Lineage: Eukaryota; Metazoa; Chordata; Mammalia; Artiodactyla; Delphinidae
Gene: SEPTIN8
Product: septin 8
Biological process (GO): cytoskeleton-dependent cytokinesis; intracellular protein localization
Cellular component (GO): septin complex; microtubule cytoskeleton; septin ring
Molecular function (GO): GTP binding; GTPase activity; molecular adaptor activity
Source: RefSeq, a predicted model, not a curated record
GUUUCCAGGAAGUGGCCAUAUUGGAUCCAUUCAGCCGCAGCCGCCCGGGCGGAGCGCGUCCCGCAGCCGGCUUGUCCCCAUCGCGGCCCGGGUGCUCGCCCCGGCUCGCCCGCCCGGUGCGGAGCUCGCCAUGGCGGCCACUGACCUGGAACGCUUCUCGCUCCCGGAUCCUGGGUGCGAUUCCAGGCAGCUCUGGCCUCAGUGGUCGGGUCUGAAGCAGCCAUUCCCCAGGAACUGGAGGGAUUCCAGAUUCAGCCCAGUGGAUGUUUGGGCCCCAGUCCAGAACGCAGAGCCAGAGCCCCGGAGCCUCUCCCUGGGUGGCCAUGUGGGUUUCGACAGCCUCCCCGACCAGCUGGUCAGCAAGUCGGUCACUCAGGGCUUCAGCUUCAACAUCCUCUGUGUGGGGGAGACUGGCAUUGGCAAGUCCACACUGAUGAACACGCUCUUCAACACGACCUUUGAGACCGAGGAAGCCAGUCACCAUGAGGAGUGUGUGCGCCUGCGGCCCCAGACCUACGACCUCCAAGAGAGCAACGUGCAGCUCAAGCUGACCAUCGUGGAUGCCGUGGGCUUCGGGGAUCAGAUCAAUAAGGAUGAGAGUUACAGGCCCAUAGUUGACUACAUCGAUGCGCAGUUUGAAAACUACCUGCAGGAGGAGCUGAAGAUCCGCCGUUCGCUCUUCGACUACCAUGACACGAGGAUCCACGUCUGCCUCUACUUCAUCACGCCCACGGGGCACUCCCUCAAGUCCCUGGAUCUGGUGACCAUGAAGAAACUAGACAGCAAGGUGAACAUUAUUCCCAUCAUCGCCAAAGCGGACACCAUUUCCAAGAGUGAGCUCCACAAGUUCAAGAUCAAGAUCAUGGGUGAGCUGGUCAGCAAUGGGGUCCAGAUCUACCAGUUUCCCACGGAUGAUGAAGCUGUUGCAGAGAUUAAUGCGGUCAUGAAUGCACACCUGCCCUUUGCCGUGGUGGGCAGCACCGAGGAGGUGAAGGUGGGGAACAAGCUGGUGCGAGCGCGGCAGUACCCUUGGGGCGUGGUGCAGGUGGAGAACGAAAAUCACUGCGACUUCGUGAAGCUCCGGGAAAUGCUGAUCCGGGUGAACAUGGAGGACCUCCGCGAGCAGACCCACAGUCGGCACUACGAGCUCUACCGGCGCUGCAAGUUGGAGGAGAUGGGCUUCCAGGACAGCGAUGGUGACAGCCAGCCUUUCAGCCUACAGGAGACAUAUGAGGCCAAGAGGAAAGAAUUCCUGAGCGAGCUGCAGAGGAAGGAGGAGGAGAUGAGGCAGAUGUUCGUCAACAAAGUGAAGGAGACGGAGCUGGAGUUGAAGGAGAAGGAGAGAGAGCUCCACGAGAAGUUUGAACACCUCAAGCGGGUCCACCAGGAAGAGAAGCGCAAGGUGGAGGAGAAGCGCCGGGAACUGGAGGAGGAGACCAACGCCUUCAACCGCAGGAAGGCGGCGGUGGAGGCCCUGCAGUCUCAGGCCCUGCACGCCACCUCGCAGCAGCCUCUGAGGAAGGACAAGGACAAGAAGAACCACAGUCCUUUACCAAUUCCUGCCCUCUGCAGAUGGGGACAAGUGGAAGAUGGAUGUGUCUUUAUUUCUCCCACCACAGUGAUCCCCAGUCUCUAAUCUGAGGUGGGAUAUGAGUUCCUAACUGCAGGAAAAAAAUGUUAAAGGAGAGUAGGAUGGGACCUAGGAUUCCAAGACAAGCUUGAACAGCAUAAAACUUUUAAAACAAAAAAUCUCACAAGUGGUAUUUUGGCAAUGCAGAAGUUUGCUUCCCCAAAGAAGGGGAAUAUUAUUUACAGAAAGAUGAAGCAGCAAGGCUGUCCCUUACCCCCAUACUGUGGCUCACAGGUCCACCUUCUCCUUUUUCCAAGAGACUGAGAGUUGGUUUAGCUCUGGGGAUGCAGCUUACUUGGUUAAGGGGGUCCAGAUACCUCUCAGCAGUUUCCUGAAGUCAGAGACAGCGUGAGCUGGUGUGGGCUCUCAGGAUGAGCCCCUGCCCCACCAGCGACAGUGCCCACUCCCAAUGGAAGGAAGGAGGCAGAGGGAGCUGUGGCCAUGAGCAGCAGGCUGCCCCUCAGCAUGUCCCUCUGUGUUGGACUAGAGGACAGUUACUGACAGGGCUUGAGAGAUGUAUUUCAAGUGUAUUUGACUCUAUCAGCUCUAAAUGCAAGGUAUCUAAUACAUAUAAAAUAAGACUCAGACAGGGUUGAAAGGAAUUAAGGUGUAUUUUAACAAAAGUUCCAACACGCAAAUUUGUUUCAACAAAAGGUAGAGAUCUGUGCUGACUACAGUACAGACACUAUUAUACUAUAUGUAGUCCUCGGCUGUUUUGCAGCUGGUAGCAGAUCACACUCCGCGUGGCUUAGCACGUUUACAAAAAACUGUUCACAGUGGAAGGACUUCACAAAUUACCUCUAAAUGUGUGGUUCAGUCAUUCAUAUCCCCAACACUCCUUACACAGCCCCAGUGGGCAUCGCUGCCAGCUGGACUCCACUGCCUAGAGAAUGGCUCUAUAGUGUCACCUCCCUCAGCCACGCUAGUGGUCUCUCCCUCCUCCUGGCAGUGGUGGAGGCAGCCUCAGCCUCAGCCCCUGCUCACCUCAACCAGAAGCUCUGGGAGCUGUCUCUCCCCAUCACAAGGGCCACCUUGAAGUGUUCUGCUUUAACACAAGAAUCCCUCUAGUUAAGCUAAUAAACUACUUUGCUUAAGAGUAACAAAGGAGAAAUUUGCCUAAAGCUUGAUCAAGAUGCUGUACAUUAAAUAAAGCAUACUUUAUAAAUCGAGUCCUUAUGAAGAAAAGACUUAAAUCCUGGCCAAGUCAAGGUAGAUCUACCUGGAGAGACUAUCCCAUUUCUGCAGGGGUGGGCAGAGUACUUGGGACUUGAAAGCUGCACAUGUUCUUGGUACAAGCCUGGGAAGCUGGAAGGACCUGGCCGGCUCUGGCAGGUGGAGCAGCAAGAACUUGUCUGUCAGCACCAGCCCAGCCCUUCGGCCCUGAGCAAGGCCUACCUCUGGCCUCAUAGUCCAGCUGUCUUAGGGGCUGAUACAGCCCUUGCUGGAGAAGGAAGAAAAAGCAAGCUGCAGUAUGAGCAUUUACUCCUUCUCUCUGGUCUCGGGCCCAGGGUUCAGAGGGAGGCAGGGGUUCAGUUUGUCAGAUUACCCUUCCCUUUAGGGACCCUGACCUAUCUUUUUUGCCCCCUUAAUUUUUUCUGAAGACAGGAAUGUUUUCUCAGUUGCUCUUUCAGGGCCUUCUUCCUUUCUUGUUAUAGGAUCCGUAAAGCCUACAAUAUAGAGGAGUCCAAGCAAGGCGGGAUUGCCAUUAUGCUCUAAAGGGCACCGGGGUAGGGGCACAGAGGCUGGCAGGUGAACCAGAAAGUUGUCUGUGCGGGAGGAUGACUAAAAACUUGUCAGCUGUUGCUUUACAAGUUCUUUGCAGUGGUUCCAUUGCCUAAUACCGACCUGUAAUUAAGACAGAGUGGUCAUCCUUGAGGCAGAAUCAUUUUACAUUCUAAAGAAUGAGCAAUUCAGUGCUGAAAUAUUAGCAUGGAGCAAUUUCAGGAAGGUCCAACCACCCAACUUAAGAACAUUAACCCCACCAUCUCAGGAACACCCAUCUUCAACCUCAGCAAAAACUGUCAUUAUUCUAACUGCAUUCCAUCUUACCCUGUCCAUCCUGAGUGAUUCUGACCUCCCAGUGCCUACUCAGGGUAUCCUGGUGCCUGGUACCAUAUAGAGGGUGAGGGGUUAGAAAUUUACACUCCUCAAUACUAAGCUCAGGUUUGCUUCCUCCUGAGCUAGACAUGUCCCCACAUCCUCUUGACUACAAGGGCUGCUACUGAGAUAAAGCUUCACUCACUGUCAGAGAAACCCACUCUGGUGAAGGGAAUGUGUAUCUAAUACUCAAGUCCAGAGGAUAUGCCACGUGUGAAAAGCCUAGCCCUUAGGAAGACUCUUCAGAGUCAUCAUGGCCAGAGCAUCUUCUGGAGCCCACAAGGGCCAAGAAGGGCCACAGGUACCCUUUUGGGGGCAGAGUGCAUCAGCUGAAGGGGCAAAACUGAGAGCCUGGUCUGGGGCAAAGUUGAUGUCUACCUGUGCUUU